This is a messenger RNA of Cloeon dipterum, 2803 nucleotides long. Its product is annotated as coiled-coil domain-containing protein 177-like. The transcript is spliced from 16 exons. The coding region runs from base 366 to 2615 and encodes 749 amino acids. The record is from RefSeq and is a predicted model, not a curated record. Lineage: Eukaryota; Metazoa; Arthropoda; Insecta; Ephemeroptera; Baetidae.
UUGUACAGACACGGAUCAGUUUGUUUUCUUUGCCUGUUUUCAUUGCCAAGUUAACCACAGACGCGAAUUCAGCUGCUCUACUUCGUCUCAUCGACAGGUUGACACAGAAAAUCGGUCAUGCCUGACAAACGGCCAGCGCACCAUCUCCCUUUCAUAUCAUGACGUGGGAUGUGCUGUCCGAGCGGCGAGAUCAGUUCGUGCUGGACCGUCAGUAAAACGCCAGCUUGUAUUUUGGUAGUGUUCAUUUCAAAGGCUUUAAACUGGAGAGUACCGGUGAAAAGAAUACUCUUGGAGAUGUUUCUUCUUCCCCAAAGAUCACUUAUGAGAAGUUUACUUCAUACAGCAAAACAAAAACCUUGAAAACUAUGGAGAUUUCCUAUUCAGGGACUGACACCGAAAAGGUCGUAAAAAUGGAGGGGCCUUCGCGGCGUAGGUUGCCCUUGCUCCUUACCCUGGACAACUUUGACUGCGCCGAGGCUCGAGACUCUCCUUACGUCCUAACGAGUCCAAGGUCACUGGAAGCCUGCAAAGUCUUGGGAAUUAAGCCCGUUGAACUGCUUUACCAAAGUUUGGAGGAAGUGAGGCAGAAACUGGGCGAAUCCGCGAGUCUCGACAGAGUGAUCAGUGUGUACCAAAACCUGGAGCGAGAGCGGCGAAGCAAAAUCGAGGCUUGCAAGGCAGUACGCGAUCAUCUUUCGCUGAGCACCACGGCGGAUAUAAAGGAGAACCAGAACCCGUCGCCGAAGAGCAGAAAAGAGCAGAUUGAGCGAGACAACAACAAUGUGGCGAGACACGACAAAGCGCUGAGAUCCUUGGAGAAUAACAGCGAGGAGACAAGUGGAGAGUCUUCUGCUGUCAAGUCUACGACUCCGUCCAAGCAAGGCAUCAAAGCGCACGGCUCUCCAAACUCGAGGAAGAGCCCAACGUCAAGUGCGCUGAAGAAAGGCUCUUUUCUGAUCAAGAGUCCCAGCCCCAUUUUAAAAAAUAUCUCGCCGUCUUCGUCCCGAAAAUCCAGUCCAACCCAAAUUCCAGCACCGACUUUCAAAGUCUCUGCAACCCCACGGAGGAGGAGCAUUGCCAAAACCAGGCCAAGGACAGUUCCAAACAGAACAUGCGCCCAAAGCCCCCCUUUGAGGAAGUCCUCGUUUGGAUUUCCUUAUUCAGCUGGUAAAAAUCGCGUCACACGAUUUUCUCCAGACUGCGGAAGACCAAAGUCCAGCACAAGCUACAGUUCGUCCUUGAGUGGAAGCCACAAGCAUUACCCUAGCAGACGGCUUAUAAACAGUGCCACCACUACAAGGAGCUCGUGUCUCUCCCCUUUCAAGUCUGCAAGAUCUUCAUCCAAAUGGACCAGUGGUUCGGAUCUGACAUCAUGCCGCAAAAGUCUGUUUGGUGAAAUCAAAUCACAGUUAAACUUAGCAUCAGCCACAAUCCCUGAGCAUGACCGGAGGAUUUUGGAUUCUAUGGUGCUCAAGAGGGAGCAGGAAAUCGCGGCAAAGCAGCUAGCGUUUGAGUCUCACCAGGCGUGGGAAGAGGCGCGAGAGGAGCGGAACAAGGAAAAGGAGAAGCAGGCUUGUGUCUACAGAGACUACUUGAACAAAAAGAGGCGCCUUGAAAAUGAAAUGAGUGAAAGAAAAAUGGCUUUGCUGAAGAAAGAGGAGCAAGAGGCAAAAAUGCGCCUCCAGCAGAGUUUGGCAGAGAAGGAAAUGAGGGCGGCGGCGAAUCUAAAGGCCGUUGCUGUUAGCAAGUCUCAUGGGCAAGGCGACAAAGCUGAUGCAAUUGAGCAGCAGAGGGCUGCUGUAGCCUCUGCAAGAGAGCAGAUCCAGGAGCAGAUGGAGCAGUGGAGACAAGGAGUUGGCCGAAGACAGGUCGAAAAGCUGAACCGGGCACAUGAGGCUAGAGAAAGAAGUGCUGAACACAUUAGAAGGAGAGUUGCCAGUGCAAAUAGAGUUGAGGAAAUGCGCCGUGCCGAGCGAAAAAAGCUGAUGGAGGAGGAGAGAAACCAAGCCUUGGCAGCCAUGAGGGCCAAGUGCGAGGAAAAGCUGAAGAGAGCUGAGACGAGGCUGAGCACGAUUUCCGUGGAUAAAGAGAGAAAUCUCAAAGGCCAGAGUGAGGCCAGGACAGUGAAAUUUGAGAGCGCUCGAAGGAUGCACGCGGAACUUGAGCAGGGUUUGCAGCAGUGGCGUCAGCACUGUCGACAGCUGCAGACAAAGGCGGCUGAAGACGCGGCGAAAAGAGCCACACAGCAGUAUUUGGAGAAGAAGAGGAAAGCUGAGAGUGCCAACAAGGCAAAGGAGGAGCACCACACGAUAGUCAUGAGCAGAAUAUCUGCAAACCAGAACGCGUUACUCGAGGCGCGGCGCAGUGCCCUCUUGGCCAAGGAAGACAAGAUGCGGCGUCUGCAGCUCCUCAGAGAGAGUUCUGUCCACGAAUCGAGAAGCACGGCCCAAAGCACCGCCCUCCUGAGGGACUCGGUCCGAAGGACUCUGACCCCAGACACUUUUGACAAGCUGGUGGCUCGCACUGCUCUGGAGACGAGAGUGACUGCGAGCAGGUCUAGUACCAUCAGCUCACUGCCAACUUCAUCUUCCAAGUCCCACAUUUUGCUGGGCUAGGUUUAAACCGAAAUGCAAACGCUAGAGAAAUUACUCUCAUGCAUAUAUUUGUCGUGAUGUGAUUUUCACCGUGCUUUUGUCUGUGCUGCGUGACACUCAUAAUGUAGAAUAGGUAUGUAACUUGUAAAUGAAAGGGUAAGCAAAUUUUGUACAAAACAAUUUAUUUAUUAAAACACCAUAGUUGGACA